ACGUCCUAUAGCGGAGGUGCAAAGACGCGGGGGCUAUUGCGUGCUUUGCCUAUAAAUGCCGUAGUAGGUGGGCGACUUGGCUCUAGUCGAAUGAUAACGCGCUUCAAGAUAACUUCAGUCUGGCGGCUAUAAGUCUCGGAUCCUGACCUGUCAUAUUUAGUAUGAUUAGACAUAAAAUUCAUUUGGUUGAAUUUUUGUUUCUGCUGUACGAAGGUGGUUAACUUGGGCAAUAUGACUGUCGAGGGCUUAGAACAAACUCCUAAUACAAAUGGAGCAACGCCAUCUCCAUUACCCCAAGAAGCCUCGGACAAGUCAACUAAUGGCGUAAAAGUACCGGUAGUAAAGGCGGAAGAAGUGGCCGAGCAACUCCUUAAAGAGCCAGAAUUCUCAAGCUAUCCUGUCCCAACCCUCAAAUUAGAAAACCGGUAUAUCGAUGAACCAAGACAGUUAAGAGUUGCCGUCAUUGGCGCAGGGCUUUCCGGAGUCCUAGCUGGCAUACUUCUCCCCGCUAAGGUCCCUGGUAUAAAGCUAACAAUAUUCGAGAAGAACGCCGACGUGGGCGGAACGUGGUUUGAAAAUAUAUACCCAGGAGUUAGGUGCGAUGUACCAGCUCACGUAUAUCAGACCAGCUUCUCCCCGAAUACCCAAUGGUCGGAGCAAUUCGCUCAGGGUCGGGAGAUCCGCGAUUACUGGCAGGGACUUGCGCGGAAGUACGACGUGUACCAGCAUCUGCAGCUCUCGCAGAAGGUAGAAGAGCUAAGCUGGGACGAGAAGAAGUCGGUCUGGAACGUAAAGGUGCAUAACCUCAGCACCGGAGAGACGUCUAGCCAAGAGUUUGACUUUGUUCUGACGGCCAUCGGCCGCUUCAACGCCUGGAAACUACCCAAUUACCCCGGCAUAAACGACUUCAAGGGCCUUCUCCGACACGCGUCCAACUGGGAUCCGACAUUUGACCCUAACGGGAAGAGCGUAGCGAUCAUCGGCAACGGCGCAAGCGGCAUACAACUCACUUCCAACCUGCAGAAGCGCGUCAAGCACCUGGACCACUACGCGCGGAACAAGACCUGGGUGACGGCCUCCUUCGCCGGCGACGACACCUCCAUCGAGCCGAUCCCCAUAUCGGCCGAGCUGCGCGAGUCCUUCAAGGACCCCCAAGAGUACAUUAAGUUCCGGAAGGGUCUCGAGGCCAAGUACUGGCGCGGCUUCUCCAGCUGGCUCAAGGGCUCGGAGCUGAGCCAGAAGUCGCGCGCGGAGUACACGGAGCUGAUCCGGAAGCGGCUCGCCAAGCACCCGGACCUCUUCGAGCGCAUCAUCCCGGACUUCUCGCCGCACUGUCGCCGCCUCACGCCCGGGCCCAACUACUUCGAGGCCAUCACCGAGGACAACGUCGAGUACAUCCAGACGCGCAUCGCGCGCUUCACCGCGACCGGCAUCGAGACCGUAGACGGCAAGCACCGGCCCGUCGACGCCGUCUUCUGCGCCACCGGCGCCAACGUGGACCUUGUGCCGCCCUUCCCGAUCCGGGCCCUCGGAAAGGACCUCUCGCAGCUCUGGCGCCAGGACGGCGAGUUCGGGUUCCCUUACUCGUACCUGGGCACGGCGACGCCCGGCUUCCCGAAUCUGGGCUUCGUGCACGGGCCGCACGGGUCCGGCAGGUCGGGCACGGUGCCGCACAGCGUCGAGGUGCAGGUCAGCUUCUUCGCGAAGCUGCUGCGCAAGGUGGCGCGCGAGGGCAUCAGGACCGUGCAGCCUUCGCGCGCGGCUACGGACGACUUCGUCGCGUACUCCGACGCGUUUUUCGCUACGACCGUGCUCUCCGAGAACUGCAGCUCCUGGUACAACGGCGGCCGGGCCGGCGGCAGGAUACACGGGCUCUGGCCCGGCAGCGCGGCCCAUGUGACUAUCGUCCUGCGCGACCCGCGCUGGGAGGACUGGGAGUACGAGUACUUGUCCGAGAGUGGCAACAGGCUGGCUUGGUACUUCGGCAACGGGAGCACGAGGAAGGAGGAGGAUUUGAGCAGUGACAUUACGCCGUAUAUCAAGGACCCGGCUACGGUCGAUCUGAGGGAUGUGCAUGAGAGCUGGUGGGGUCUGCCUUGAAGCGGUUCGGUCUUGGGGAACUCUUGGUCGAGAUUUCAAUGGAUAUUCUCGAUAUGCCACUUAGCAUUGAGAUACGGAGUUGCUAGAGGAGAAACGCGGAAUAUUCGAGGAUGUCACUUGGCGUUAAUUUACCAUACC
Molecule: messenger RNA, 2238 nt
Organism: Annulohypoxylon truncatum
Lineage: Eukaryota; Fungi; Ascomycota; Sordariomycetes; Xylariales; Hypoxylaceae
Product: FAD/NAD(P)-binding domain-containing protein
Exons: 2
Coding region: 232-2100 (622 amino acids)
Molecular function (GO): NADP binding; N,N-dimethylaniline monooxygenase activity; flavin adenine dinucleotide binding
Source: RefSeq, a predicted model, not a curated record